Molecule: messenger RNA, 3459 nt
Organism: Calliphora vicina (urban bluebottle blowfly)
Lineage: Eukaryota; Metazoa; Arthropoda; Insecta; Diptera; Calliphoridae
Exons: 5
Coding region: 1547-2716 (389 amino acids)
Source: RefSeq, a predicted model, not a curated record
UGCUAGUUUUACUCCCAUCGGACGCGUCCCCGGGUGGCGGAUAUGGGGGGCUAGUGUAAAAUAUAGGUUAUCAGUAUACUCAGGUGCGGGGAAGACCAGUACAACUAGCUAGGCGGUUGAGAUUCAACACAUCUCGAAUUAGUGAUAACCUAUAUGUUGCACCAAGCCUUAGGGGUCUAGAACCUCUCGCGGACCAAAUAAAAUUAGCUAGGGUGGUACCAAAAAAUAAGCCAAUUAUGGAAAGUAAUCUAAAUAAAGAAGAAGUUACGGUGCAGAGCUUAAUAACCUCAGUACCGGCGACUAGUGAUGGUGUGCAAACAGGCCGCCAGUCGUCGUCAUCAAGCGCCUGUAAGGAACCAAUUUCGGAGGUGGGAAACUUGGCUUCCGUUGUUGAGAAAGCAUCAAGAAGUAAAGAUAAGGAAGGGACGGAUCCGAGGGUGAACCCAUCGCAAUCCCUGCCAAAUAAGAUAGGUGAGGAAUCCGAUACCUACAAGUCCACAAAGUUAACUGGCGAGGUAUUCAAUACCUAUAAAUUCACAAAAAGUGUUGAAAAACUAAAAUUGAAGAAGAAGAGACCUUCUGGUGCACAACGCAGGAAAGCCUCAAAACUGUUAAAGAGAGCAAUAAAGCAAUAUUGUAAAAAUCAACCAAUAUAUGAAUGUAAACAAAAACAAUUAAGUGGUGUCUGUAAAAGAAGAAUGGCCUUUCUGCUUUCAAAUGGAUAUAGUAAAGACGAAGCAAUGGCUCUGGCAAGAAAUCCACUGGAUGUGGAAAAGAUUGCUCAACAAAUUAGACAGAAAUCAAUUGAGAGGGAACCUAGAGCGUCGUGUGAAAAAUUCACUUACUGCAGAAACAUUACACAGGAAGAUGAUAAAUUCCAGGCAUUUGCUGAAAGAAAGCGACAAAGUUCAUUUGAAGGAAUUGUGAGGAAAACAACAUUUGGACAAACACCUUCAGAAAUGUUUAUCAAGAGAACAACAGUACAAUCAAUGAUACCUCACUCAAAAGAAGUUGUUGGAUUUUUCCACAACUCAGUUCAUGAUGACACUGACCGAAUUCUAUUCUUUAUUCAGUGCCAAAAUGAUGGACUCAAUGUGGAUGCAUGGAAAUUGCUUCGAAGAUCAAAUAAAAACACCAACAAUGUAAUGUUGUCACUUACAAUUGAUGAAAUAUCUGCGGCCAAACUGGAAGAAACAAGAGGUAAAAUUUUCUACAAAUUUCGACAAAUAAGACUGCAUGUCAAGGAUGUCGUUGAUAGGCCAGAAGCAGCAAUAACAAGUACUGAUAUGUGGUCGUUUGAAACAAUUUCACUACAGGCACCAUCCAGAGGAUAAAGACAUCAACAAUAACAUUACAUAGCGAAGUGCAUGCUCCUGAAUGCAUCCUCAAUUUGAUAAAGUUUAGUGGAAGAUUUGUCCAAUGCACUUGCAAGAUUGGUCUGAUUCAAGAGCCCGGAAUUAAACGAAUAACUUUUGGAUGGGGUCCCAUAAUUGCUUAAUUAGUUAAUGGAAUCAAGAAUGCGAAAGUAGUGACAUAAACAUAAGAGAUGGAAAACGAAAAAAUGAAUAAAAAUAUGUUGAUAAAUUCAGAACAGGUUCCUAUGUGCCUAACUGAACACGUUACAGGAUCUAAUGAUCCCAACCCAAAAAGAAAAAAUGAAGAAAUGGAUGAUACCUUGGUGUUGGGGGACUCAUGUCCCGAAUCUACUUUGGUAUCUAUCCCAACUGAUGUAGAAGGCGCGUUACUGGAACCCUCUACGUCCGCCAAUGCCAAUACCACUGAGCAGAAAACAGAAAAUUUAAACGAUAGACCGAAAUUAUGCGGGGCUUCACGAAAACGUUUAAAGCUCUAUAUGGAGCAUGGUAUGAACAUCGAAGAGGCAAGAAUACUGUGCCUUAAGCCAAUGAAAGAAGUUCGAAGUGUGCUUCAUGACCUUAAAAUCCCCAGGAAGAUAGGGCGGUCAGACGAAUCAAUUGCGGAGAAACCGAAUCCACAAAAACAGGAAGCUAGUGCAACUGCAGAUGGUUCACUACAAUUAAGUGAUGUCGCUGAAAAAAGAAUGUCCUUUCUUCUUUCAAAUGGAUAUAGUAGAGACGAAGCUAUGGUCCUGGCAAGAAAACCACUGGAUGUGGAAAAGAUUGCUGAACAAAUUAGACAAAGAUCAAUUGAGCGGGAAUCUAGAGAGUCGAGAAAUUCUAGUGAUAAAUUCACUUACUGCAGAAACAUUACACAAGAAGGUGAUAAGUUAUUGGCAUUUGCUGACCCAAAGCGGCAAAGUUCAUUUAAAGAAACACAUACAAAAGCAAAAUUAUCAAAAAUGGAAUCCCAAAAAAUAGAGCUAUCAAAAGAGCUAUCACUGAUACUUCACUCAAAAGAAGUUGUUGGUUUUUUCCACAACUCCGUUCAUGAUGACACUGACCGAAUUCUAUUCUUUAUUCAGUGCCAAAAUGAUGGACUCAAUGUGGAUGCAUGGAAAUUGCUUCGAAGAUUAAAUAAAAUCACCAACAAUGUAAUGUUGUCACUUACAAUUGAUGAUAUAUCUGCGGCCAAACUGAAAGAAACAAGAGGUAAAAUUUUCUACAAAUUUCGUCAAAUAAGACUGCAUGUCAAAGAUGUCGUUGACAGGGCAGAAGCAAAAAUAUCAAGUACUGAUAUGUGGCCGUGCAAAAGACUUUUACAACAGGCACUAUCCAGACGACAAAGACGUCAACAAUAACUUAACGAAUAAUUAUUGAAUGGGGCGGGGCGUCCCAUAAUUGUAUAAUUAGUUAAGUCAAGAAUUAUGGAGAAGUAGUGAAAUAAACAAAAGAGAAAUGGUUCAUCGGAAGGUCCAAAACAUCUACUGGGGCGAGUGCGGUUGAAAAUGCAAACAAAUUUCAUCUAGACACAAAUACAAAUUUAAUUAGACAGCCGGAUUGAAACGAUUCUUGCACCGUGGAUUUGUACCAGAAAGUCAUAAGGCACUAUAAAAUCUGAAUGAACAUAGUACAAUUAUAUUUAUCUGAGUGCCAGGACACAGUGGCCAUAAUCAUAUACAUAGGACCUGUUCAUUGCUUAUAUAUCUUAAUAUCGUGGCAUAUCGAAUGACAUAAAAGUAUAUUAUAAUAACUACGGAUCGGAUAAAAGCACUUAAACCACAAUAAAUUGAAGCUGAUGUGUGAAUCAAUAAUGUCACAUGCAACACUUGUUUUCGCUAAUCUGAGACGUGGAAUAUGCUGUACCUUCUUCCAACUGUCUAACUUAUGCUGAUGAAUGGGAAUAUGUAACCGAUUUGGUGUAUUGUUUCAAACGUUUAAACUGACGAAUUAAAAUCGUGUUGAAAUUAAAUGUGAAUUAUGUUAAGAAACUAAAUUAUACAUAAAGUACACAUUAUUAUUUAAAUCUGUUCUUAGAUUCCACAUGUAUUUAAAAAAUAAUAAAAACAAAAUUUGUUUGCUGCUCUAGUGCCAUUUCUUUAAA